AUGAGUAGUGUAUUGUCUAAAUUUAGAUCUAUUAAGGAUAUACUAAGUCGACCAAUUAUUAUAUUAGAAAGACAAAUUGAAUAUGGGAACUUAAUCUUUGGGUUUGAACAAAGAAAUAGAUACACAUUGAGUGAUACUGACGGUAGACCCCUGGGAUACUUACUAGAAAGGGAAAGAUCAUUUUCUCAAGUUAUACUUCGACAAAUCACAAAAUUACAUAGACCUUUUAUCGUAGAUUUCUUUGAUAUUAAUAAUAAUUUUUUAUUCACAUUACAACGUAAUUUUUCAUUUAUUAAUUCUAAAGUAAAAGUGUGGAACCAAAACACGAAUGGUGUUACAUUUCCAGAAAAUUAUUUAGUUGGUGUAAGUGAACAACGGUGGCAUCCAUGGAAAAGAAAAUAUGAUCUUUUUGCCCAAGAUGGUUUAGUGACAAGUCAACAACAAGAACCUCGCCAACUCAGUCAGUUCGGAUAUAUUGAUGCACCAUUUCUUUCAUAUGAUUUCCCUGUUAAAGAUGAGAAUGGUAAAAUUAUUGGAAGUGUGGAUAGAAAUUGGGUUGGCCUAGGUAGAGAAUUAUUUACUGACACGGGUGUGUAUGUAAUCAGGUUUGAUUCUUACAGAUCAUUCAAAGGAGUUUAUGACAUAUCUAUGUUAAGCGACCAUAUUUUGAAUCUGAAUCAAAGAGCUGUUUUACUAAGUAAUGCAGUUUCAAUUGAUUUUGAUUAUUUUUCAAGACAUUCAAGGGAUGUGAGUAAUGGUGGAAUUAUAUCCUUUAGUAACUAUGAAUGA
Arxiozyma heterogenica is the source of this 789-nucleotide messenger RNA. RefSeq names its product Aim25p (gene AIM25). Gene Ontology annotation, cellular component: plasma membrane. Gene Ontology annotation, molecular function: phospholipid scramblase activity. The record is from RefSeq and is a predicted model, not a curated record. The transcript has a single exon. Gene Ontology annotation, biological process: plasma membrane phospholipid scrambling. Bases 1 to 789 code for a protein of 262 amino acids. NCBI's taxonomy places the organism in Eukaryota, Fungi, Ascomycota, Saccharomycetes, Saccharomycetales, Saccharomycetaceae.